Alternaria alternata is the source of this 1269-nucleotide messenger RNA. RefSeq lists its product as hypothetical. The record is from RefSeq and is a predicted model, not a curated record. Gene Ontology annotation, biological process: rRNA processing; ribosomal large subunit assembly. Gene Ontology annotation, cellular component: nucleus. Bases 1 to 1269 code for a protein of 422 amino acids. The transcript is spliced from 4 exons. Gene Ontology annotation, molecular function: exonuclease activity; nucleic acid binding. Lineage: Eukaryota; Fungi; Ascomycota; Dothideomycetes; Pleosporales; Pleosporaceae.
AUGGAGUAUUCCCGUGCCAAUACAGUGCCAUAUCCUCCCCGUCCCGAGCCACCAGAGGGCCCAGCACCCUCAGCGCUCGAAUUACCGCCUAAUGGUGCCUACCUCGACAUAUUUCAAAGCCUCCUAGAACCCACAUCUGUCCUGCAAAAACAUGGCUAUCGAUUUCAACAACUGACAGACGCGGAAAUUCAUGAGAAACGAAGAUGCACUCUACAACAGCUCACAAAGGGUCUGAAAAAAGCUCUGCUCGACGGUGACCAACAAGCAACUUCAGCAGACAUGCAUCCCAGGACAUGGCCUACAAUGCUCAUAUAUUAUGAGGAUGGUCAAACCGACGUUCAGCCUUCCACAGUACCAUGCCGUUACCACUCAGCAGCAGUCGACCGCACCACGAAGUGCUGGAUGUGUUGUGGAGAGCCCGUUUCUAAGGCUACGCCAUGCAACGGUACCAAUGUUCACAAGAUGCGCGAAUACCGACCAAGUGAGCUCGAUCGCUUGCAUCAAAUCCAUGAAACUCCUCGAUUUCAUCCGGACCGUGCUACUUCCGUUAAAUUUGCCGUCGCAAUCGACUGCGAGAUGGGCACAGCUAGAAACGGAGAUUCUGAGCUUAUUCGUUUAAGCGCCAUCGAUUAUUUGACCGGCGAAGUGCUGAUUAACAACCUGGUGAAGCCGGAUCAGCCAAUGCUACAUCUCAAUACCAAGUGGUCGGGUGUCACUUGGGAUCAAAUGAAUGAGGCUGUGAGAAAGAAGACCACGCUGAAGGGGAAGUCUGGGGCAAGAAGACUGCUGUGGAAAUUCGUAGGGCCUGACACAGUCCUCGUAGGACAUAGUGUUCACAACGAUCUGAAGGCAUUGAAGUUGAUUCACCCACGGGUUGUAGACUCCUACGUGGUAGAGCAUAAAAUCAUCGAGGAGAAGAAGGCAAUCGAAGCGCGAGAAAAGAAAGCGAGUGAAGCAGCGGCGAGAAGAAUAGAGGAAUUCCUUCCAGAGAUCGCAGGGCUAGCUGAUGGUCAUGAGUCUUCCCUGACGACCAACAGCCAGAUGGUAGGGAACUCAACUACCGCCACUGAUGGUGUACCCAAAAAGAAAAAGGCCAAGGGUACAGGCGACUUAGCUUUGAAGACAUUGCUGAAGAAGUAUCUCGCCACUGAUAUCCAGACCAAAGGCAACAAAGGCCACGAUAGCUUAGAAGAUGCGACUGCGGCGAGAGACUUGGUUCAUUGGAUGGUCAUGCGCAUACUACAGGAGAGGGAUGAUAAAACGAUUUAG